This is a messenger RNA of Alosa sapidissima (American shad), 4724 nucleotides long. RefSeq lists its product as uncharacterized. NCBI's taxonomy places the organism in Eukaryota, Metazoa, Chordata, Actinopteri, Clupeiformes, Clupeidae. Bases 483 to 3356 code for a protein of 957 amino acids. The transcript is spliced from 25 exons. The record is from RefSeq and is a predicted model, not a curated record. Gene Ontology annotation, molecular function: ubiquitin-protein transferase activity. Gene Ontology annotation, biological process: protein ubiquitination.
UCUUUUCAGAACAACCAGUAGGCCUAAAACAAACUCUUUUCAGAAUAACCAGUCUUUACACAGAUGAGCUUUUGAUAAUGAUGUAGACCUAAAUAUUCGUCAUUUCAGGGCAGACAGAGGUCAUCCAAGGAAUGCUGAAAUUGUCAAGAUGGACAAGAUCUACUGUCUACUUGAAAAACACAGGCUGGAAAGAUUUUACAAACCAUUCCUUGAUAUAGGGGUGAAGGAUGAGAGUGACAUUCUUGAUAUAUCUGAUGAAGACUUGAACAAUAUGGGUUUAAGUCAAGUGGAGAAGAACCGGUUUAAAAGCAUGCUGGACACUAUUAAAAGACUCGGAAAAGGUGCCACCCAUCUCAUGCAUGAAAUGCAAAUGACGAAGUCAGUGGACGGGUUCAGUCUCUUUUAUUCAUUCCCCAAGUGUCCUGAGUGCAGAGAGUUAAGGGGUAUACUUGGAUCCAGCACAAAACACUGUGGAAGAUCUUAUGCUCCGAAUUGGUUAUCAGGAGGGUGUAGGUAACAAUAUGGGUGUUUGCCUUUUCACUGCCGAGGGAAUGCCACUCACUGAUGAUCCCUUUUUCAACACAUGGUCGUUACAUGACAGGCACGUAGAGAAAGAGAGUCAUCUCUAUGUCAUAUUCACACCUAAAGAGAAUCUUCCACCACUGCAACCAGCUCAGCCAGUCACAGAACCCUCAGGGAUGGACACGGUGCGCUGUCACGUCAUGCUGAGGGGUAAUUAUGAAGUUAAAGUAAACCUGGAAGACCAUACAUUGGCUGACCUGAAAAGAGGGCUGGCGUUUGAAAGUGGAAUACCAUCACAUGUGCUUCAGUUAAGGGAUCUACAAUGGAGUAAUGACACCUUGGAAGACAUCGGGAUAAAUGAGGACUCUUUGGUGCAUUUCUUCCUUUCUUCACUUAGUGAGGAGUGUCCGAAUAUUGAGCAGUUUCUCAAGGCGGACAUCCAGCCCUCUGUGCAGCAGACUAUGAAGGGCAUGAGUGUCUUCUUUUCAUCUUUAUAUUCCAUCAGAAUAAAACAAGUUGGAGGAUUCCAGAAUGUGGUGGCGUAUAUCCGCAGGCUCACUGGAUGUCAUGCACUGGCUCAGAUUCUGUAUCAGCUGAUAUGCAGGAAUGAAAUAGGGACCAAAGUGCAGAAGAUUGCUCUUGUGGAAGGGCUCUAUAUCCUUUUCAGAGAGCUAUUACCAAAUCGUUCGUCCAAAUCAUGUGAUGUGAUCAUUGAAGAUGGUGAAGUUUUUGAAUUCUCCCCUGAAUGCUGGGGCUACUUGUUGUCUCAGUCUGAGAGGGAGAGCAUAGAGCAUGAGAACUUUGCUCCAAUGUCCUUGUGUUGUCUGAGCACAAGGAUACGGUUUUCUGAACCUGUGCGGAUUGCAAACCUUCCAGACAUUUGUGAACGAUCUACUGUUCUGCGGGCAGUAAACGCAGAUGGGGAAAAAAUGCCCAAUUGCACACUUGAAGAUAUGAGGAAGUCAAUCAAGAAAGACACUUUCAUGGAAAAAAUCAUCCUCAGCAUCCCACCGAUGAUGAAGACUUACCCGCUGUGGCUCUCCUAUGCACAUGUGCCUGGCAGCAACUUCAGGGUCCAUCCAGAGAAGUCGUUUUCUCAGAUGAAAGAGGAUUUGGUGGCAUAUGCACACUUGCAGAUUAUUCCUCCACUGCAGCCAUUGCAUGGUUUUGCGGAAGCGCCGUGCUUGAUGUAUCUCUCGGAGAACAACCUUGGUGUGUAUCCUCAGAUCUCCAAGGGAGGCACGGUAGCUUUUCUUUUUAACAGUCUGACUGGGAAAGAAGAGGCAGUGAAGUUAAAGAAAUUGGCAAAAGAACUCGGGGAUGUGAGGACAGACCUAUCGGUGAGGACAACUAGAACCCCAAAAGAGGCAAUCAUGGUUAUUUUGGAUACAAGUCGUUCUAUGAACGAAGAAUGCUACUCGGACACCAAAAUGAGAAAGCUUGAUGCUGUGAAACAGCUGUUUGAUGCUUUUGCAAACAGAAGCAUGGCGUAUGAUUUCCCACAUCUGAUCAGUCUUGUGACUUUUGGGAGAGGAGUCAAAAUCAUGCACAGGUUUACAGAAAACCUGGAGAAGUUCAAGGCACAUGUGCACAGUCUAAAGGCAUCUGGACCAACACCUCUAUAUGAUGCAUUGUCUCAAAGUGUUUCUGAGCUCAACAACAUUAAAACAAAAUUUCCUGAGUGCCGUCUACGUGUCAUAUGUUUAACAGAUGGAAAUGAUGUUGGGUCAGAGACAACCCCUGUGUGUAUUGCACGCAUGUUGAUGAGUGCCAACAUUGUUGUUGACAGCAUCCUGGUCGGACAAGCUGAUAACAACGUACUGCAUGGGAUUAGUAAUGUAACAGGAGGAUGCUGUUUUAAACCAGACACAAGUAAAACGGCUCUGAAACUCUUCGAAAUGGAAACAGUCCUCUCUCUGGAAAGCAGAAAACUCAAGUAUAAGUUACCACAAUCCAUCACAUCUGUGAAGAAGUUGACAGGAAUCUUUGCCACCCAUGGCUACGAUGUCACACCACAGGUGAAAUUGCCCCCGGGAGUAGAGGAUAAAGUGGUGGUGACUGAAGAUGCUCUGAAGAAAAAGAUUCUGGAAUCCAAAACGACACGCUUCAUGGAGAAGGACCGACGCAUCAUGGAGGAGCUGAAAAGCCUGCACUGCGAUCCCCAUCCCUACUGUUCAGUCUUCCCCUCAGACACGGACUUCACGUUUUGGAAGAUCCUGAUGCAGGGCCCUCCAGACACUCCGUAUGAGAACGGGGUUUUUGAACUCUACUGUCAGUUUGGUGACGCCUAUCCAGUGAAACCACCUCUAGUGCGUUUCAUCACACCUGUGUACCACUGCAACGUGAACAAUGUUGGACGAAUCUGCCACAACAUAUUUGAUCGUAACUACUCUGCUAACAUCACCAUGAGGGAGAUCCUGAAUGCAGUGUACGGCCUCCUCAUAGCCCCAGAGCCUGAUGAUCCUUUAGACAGUGUCUUAGCAGAAGAAUUCAUUACCAGCCCCGACACAUACAAAGAAAAGGCCCAGAAAAACACAGAAGCCAUUGCAAAAGCAACAAUGUAUGACAUGGAAAAGAAAUUGCUGGGAGCAGAUACUCAAAGGGCAUGUGUGCCUCCUUACUUCAUAUGCCCACUGACUAAGAAGAUGUUUGUUGAGCCAGUAAAGACAACACAUGGGCAAAUCUAUGAGCGACGAGCAAUCGAAGAUUACCUGAAGCAAACCAAAACUGAUCCACAAUCUGGUGCCCCUCUUGAUGAAUCAGGCCUGAAGCCAGAUAAAGACCUGAAACGUCUGGUGAAAAAGUAUCGAGCCGAACAACUUAAGGAGACAUGAAAAACCAAUACUGUUGAUGGUCAUUUAAGGGUCAUCCCAAUAAUAAUAACAGAAAAUAAGUGCCUUUAACUUACAUUCACAUUCAACAUGAAUAAUGAAAACCCUAAACUUAGAGCUGACAUUUAUACACAUUUAACACAAAUGAACAAAAAUGUGAUAAUUUAAUCACACAUACAAAUGGUGAUAACUGAACACAUGGAUCAUAAUAACUUGUUUGUCAGCAUUCUUGGGUAGUGUGGUAGACACAUGUAUGACAUUCAUUGAAUCUGUAACUUUACUUACCGUUUGUCAGUUCUCUUAUGAAAGAAAAAAUGCCUUUAUAUUUUCUUCCACUUUUCCCUUUUUUAAUUACAAUGUGAAGUAGCCUGUAGUGACCUAUAGAAUUACCAGUUUUGCAAUGACCUUUUUGCAUUAUCUUGCAGUUUGCUAUUGCUAUAUAUAAAUCAUCUAUAUAUACUUUAUAUUCUUAAAAGUGUUUUUCGAAAAGACGCUGCAGGCUAUUGGAGUGACUAGUCAGAGAGUUUGAUAGACUUUAUGCUUUCCCGUGUAGGUUAGAUUCUGAACUUGAAUUCCUUAAAUGGUGGUUUAAGACAUGUAGAUUGCAGAUUGUUAUUUUACAUUAUUGUUUUACCUUUUUGACAACAUUGGGUGGUGGGAAGUAUAAGCUUGUAGCAGACAUAGGGCUAAGAUGUGCCGGUAUUGUUCACUUUUCCACAUAGACCCCUAUGGGACAUAUGGCUGCAGUAUGCCUGUGUUGUUCACUUUUCCACAUAGACCCCUAUGGGACAUACAGUAUGGCUGCAAUAAGCCUGUGUUGUUAGCGUUCCCCAAUUCUCUGAAAAUGUUUUAACAAGUUUUUUACACCUUUCCUGUUUUAAAACUUUUGUGAGAACUAAUUGUGAUGACCUUGUUGGGAAGUAGGAAUGCAGCUAAUUGCAGUUGCAGCGAGCUGCUUGCACAAUCUUUACGCAAAUAAAAAUAGCUAAAUUGGAUCAUCAUUAGUCAUCAUAAAUCAUUAGUCACAUAAUAUUUACAGACAUCUUCCAAAAGUAAUUUUCUGCAUGACACUGCAGGCCAGUUCACUGCCCAGCCAAAGAGCUUGCCAAACAUGCUUUUGUAUUCUUAAUCCUGUAGAUUCUGAAUCUUAAUUUGUUAAAUGGUGGUUUGGGAUACAAUAUGUAGAAAAGGAUUUGCAUUUAUCUAGCCUAGAAGUUUACUUUUUUUGUAAGCCUGAUUUUCUUUCCACAUUCAUAUUAACCAAUAAAAUAUAAUUCUUUAAUGAAUGCUCAGCCUACUCAAAUGAUAUUAUGUGGUUGGGGACUUAAGAUGUAAUGUUUUGGUUAAUGGAGAUAAAUGAAUUCACUUUAA